AUCCUCACCUUCGUCUCCCAGUCUCCCAGUCUCCCAGUCUCCCAGUCUCUCAGUCUCAGUCUCACCAGAUACUGCGGUAAUGUAUAUCCUACAUCUGCUCAUCCAAUGUCCUGCAGAUACAGAUACAAAUCCGCACAUAUCGGCAUAUCUUCAGGAUAUUGGAGAAAGCAUACACACACAAACACUGAUAGACUGACAUGCACCUGCAGUUUGCGCCCUUCAGUUUCCCCUCCUUCCUCAUCAAAAACGACUCAAAACGACACAACAGAGCCCUCCCGACCACCGUACGACUCAAAAAGCGAAGCGGAUACGGAGACCGUCGGAACAAAUCCGCCGUCCACCGAUCCACCCAUCGCUGACCAAUGACAAAAUUCCACACCUGCCAAUUUCUUAGUCUUGUCACGCUUCGCCCCGCUUGACUAAGGACAGACGAGGAAGCCGUGAAGGUUACAGGCACAAUCUCUUGCUUGUCCCAGCGACAAUCCGUUUCUCCUCAGCUGUUACGUGAUAGCUCCCUGAUGGCGGAACUGCGCCCACGUCGUCCUUGUGACCGCUGAACAACACAACAAACAUAUUGGGCAGACAAACGACGACCAUAUCACUCUUCAACCACGCCAAUACGGCUUCACAUACACAACGUACAUAGCGGUCGGAACAUGGCGACAAGGAAGCUCUUUCGCCAAUUCUGGCGGCCCGUAUCCAAACUAUGUACCGGUGAGCUAGCUGCAACACCCAUCCAACGCACCAUCCAGACGAGCGCGAAGCAUGCACACCCAUUUCCGGGCAAGGAACACUUACGGCCACCUCCCAAACGGAAUAGCCAGAUGCUUGCUCUCACCGGCGGAGGUGUUCUAACCAUCCUGCUCGGCUCACAACUCGCAUUUCCAUCCCACGAGAAGAACGCCCCCGAACCACCACCAUCCCAUGAGACCACCGCUAAUCCACAACCCCAUUCCGAGCCGGAAACCCAACCCGAGCUGAAAGAAGGGGUACAAUAUUACCGCCUUGAUGAAAUCCGCAGCCAUGAUGGUGCCUCGGCCCGGCCCUGGGUCACGCGCGGCACCUCCGUCUACGACAUCACAGACUGGAUCCCGGCACACCCUGGCGGCGAGGUGAUCCUGCGCGCGUGCGGGGGCAGUCUAGAUCCGUACUGGGACAUCUUCUCGAUCCACAAGCGCAAAGACGUUUACGAGAUCCUAGAGGAGUACAAGGUCGGGGAAAUCUCACCGCACGACCUCGUUGAUGGCAAGCUCCCGGCCGCAACAGUCCCUAAUCCCUUCAUCGCCGACCCGGAACGUGAUCCACGUCUCCUAACACUCACCACGCGUCCGCGCAACGCCGAAACACCCUCCGAAGGCCUCUCCCCUUUCCUCACCCCCACCCCCCUCUUCUACGUCCGGAACCACAUGUGGGUUCCCCCUGUCGAGGCCAAUGAGCACAGCCUAACCAUCACGCUCCCCUCCGGCGACGAAAAGACCUACACUCUGCAAGACCUCAAAUCCCGCUUCCGCACCCACACCGUGACCGCAACCCUCCAAUGCUCCGGUAACCGCCGCGCAGACAUGACCCGCGCCGUCCCCGACAAAGGCACCAACGGUCUCCAAUGGGAAGCCGGCGCCAUCUCCUGCGCGGAAUGGACCGGCGUCAAACUCCGCGACGUCCUCGCUGACGCCGGGUUGGACCUCGCAUCCCCCGGCCCCGACGCCAAACACGCACAAUUCGAAGGCGCCGAAGCGUACGGCGCCAGUAUCCCGCUCAGCAAGGUUCUCGACUCCCAAGGCGAUGUUCUCCUGGCCUUCGGGAUGAACGGGGCCCCCCUACCCGCCGACCAUGGCUUCCCCCUCCGCGUCAUCGUGCCCGGCAACGUUGCGGCCCGGAGCGUCAAGUGGCUCAAGAAAAUCACCGUCAGCGACGAGGAGAGCACGACGCAGUGGCAGCGCCGGGAUUACAAGUGUUUCGGCCCCAACGUCGCCAAGCCCGACUGGAGCAAGGCGCCCAGUAUCCAGGAGAUGCCCGUCACCAGCGCCAUUACACGGAUCCAGCGCCCCGAGGCCGGGGGAAAGGUCAACGUAGAGGGCUACGCGUAUAGCGGUGGCGGCCGCGAGAUCGUGCGCGUAGAUGUGUCGAUUGAUGCCGGCAAGACGUGGGCGCAGGCGGAGCUGAUGGGCGAUGAGGGGAAAGGGAGUAAGAGCUGGUGGUGGAAACGGUGGCGGUUUGAGAUCCCGGAUGAGGGGGAUGGGGGGGGGAGGUGCUGGUUAAGGCCACGGAUGAGAGUUAUAAUACCCAGCCGGAGGAUUAUAGGGGGAUUUGGAAUCAGAGGGGGAAUUUGA
Molecule: messenger RNA, 2330 nt
Organism: Pseudogymnoascus destructans
Lineage: Eukaryota; Fungi; Ascomycota; Leotiomycetes; Thelebolales; Thelebolaceae
Exons: 1
Coding region: 657-2330 (557 amino acids)
Cellular component (GO): mitochondrion
Molecular function (GO): oxidoreductase activity; molybdenum ion binding
Source: RefSeq, a predicted model, not a curated record